AUGGAUGCGCGCGUGGAAUUCGACAUCAAUGAGGCGGUCAAGCUGUUCGACAGCGACCCUUCGACGAUCCCCACGCCCGAGGCCCCGCAAGCGCUACAAGACUGCGAAGAUGAGCCAGAAGCGCUGUCGUCGCCCGGAUUGAUCAACAGCGAGCUGAAUCCUGUGGUUGAUGCCGUGGCAGAGAGCCCAGAUGCGAUUACUCGCAGCUCUGUCUUUGAUACUCUGCAGUUUCUGCUGAAGCACUCAUCGCAGAUUCCUCCCGCAAUUCUCAGCAAGAUACUCGACCUCAUAUCCUCUGCACUGUCUACGCAAGCCGACAUAAUCCACGCAGACCUCGAGGCCGAAGAGCAGGAUGCGAUACCUCACCAUAAGAAUUUACUCGAGAUGUAUGGGUUUCUUCUCCGUUGGACCAUCUCCGCAGUUGAAACAAGAGCGUUGGAGAAAUCCGCCUCUGCCCCAGCAGCGCGGGGGCGGGGUAAGACUACAAAGACGAAAACUGGCGGAGGCAAAGAGAGCGCCUGGGAUGCUUCUGCCCAAUUAGAGACGGCAUUAGACCGGAUGAGCAAGGUACUCAGACUCAAGCUGGGCCGUAUAUUCGUCACCACCUCAGAGCGAGACACGUUCAUCGGCCUGUUCACAAAGCCGGUAUACCACAUCCUCGAGAACGAGACAAGAGUCAAGAACAAUGCCAUACGGAAUCAUUGUUUCAGAGUUUUGUGCUUUGCCGUCAAAUCGCAUGGACACGCGUACACCGCGCAAACGUCCAUCAACCAGAGCCUGACAUAUUUUGAGCAUCUGUCAGAGCCCAUGGCAGAGUUUCUGUUUACACUUGCAGAUGCGUUUGAUUAUCCACAACUCACUGAAGACGUCUUGAAAGAUAUUAGCAGCAAGGAGUUCAGUUCCACCGAUCUCAAAGGCCCAAAGUCUAUCUCGACUUUCCUUACCAAGAUUUCUGAACUCACACCACAUCUCGUCAUCCGACAAAUGACACUGCUCGCAAACCUGCUAGAUAGCGAGUCGUAUACCUUGCGUUGCGCCCUUAUCGAAGUCUGCGGAAACCUCAUAACUAUGCUUAGCAAGCUGAGUCAAGACGACCGCAGCGAAAACCACAAGGCACAGAUCCGAAUUUUCUUCGAUGUGCUUGAAGACCGUUUCCUCGACAUCAAUCCCUAUUGUCGUGCUAGGGUAAUGCAGGUUUACGUUAAACUCUGUGAUCUGGAGCAGAAAUACCCCAAGCGAAGACAAAAGGUCGCCGAACUUGCCGCUCGCAGUCUUGAAGACAAAAGUAGCAACGUUCGCCGAAAUGCGAUUAAGCUGCUUGCCAAACUCAUCUCAACCCAUCCCUUCACGGCAUUUGAUGGAGGGUUGCUGUCGACAAAGGACUGGACUAAGCGAUUGGAGGAAUGUGAAGCCCAGAUCAAUGCUCUACAGCCUCCAGAAGAGUUGAGGGAACGCCCACCGAAUGAUCAGACGGUCGAUGAGACACUACUGCAGGAUGCAACACAGGCUGAUGCUGGGGAUGAGGAAGGGCCGAAGCACCCAUCUGAGAUGAGUGAAGAGGAGAAGGCUGCCGCCAUCGAAAAAGCUCAGAAAGAUGCAGCCACCGCGCAAGAGUUGGAAAAAUUCCAAGCAGUACGCAAGUUCCUGCUCGAAGCACUCAAGUUCAUUGAAGUCAUCAACGAUGCUGCUGAGAUCAUAACUCAGCUACUAUCAUCCAAGAACAAGAGCGAAGUCAUUGAAGCCAUGGACUUCUUCACCACCAUCGAUGCGUACAAGAUUGCCAAUGCAAAACUUGGUAUCCGGAGGAUGUUACGACUCAUCUGGACCAAAGGCAACAGUGACGAAGGCAAGGGUGUGCAGACGCAUCUACUUGAAUGCUACAAGGGCUUGUUCUUUGAUGCACCGCCCGGAUUCGAUGAUAAUGCAGUUGCAAACUACAUUUCAAAGAACAUGAUCAGUCUGACUUUCGGCACAACGCCGGCAGAACUGACGUCCCUCGAGCAGCUUCUCAGCACGAUGAUGAAGCAGGGCCUGGUCAACGGAUUGGUCAUUCAGAAGCUUUGGCAGAUCUAUGGCUACCAGAAGAAAGACAUAUCCAAGAACCAGCGCCGAGGAGCUAUCAUCGUUCUGGGCAUGCUGGCGCUUUCCACACCCGACAUCGUGGUGCAGGAAAUGGAGACUUGCCUCAGGAUUGGUCUAGGAGAGCUUGGCAGGCGAGACCUGGGACUGGCCCGGUACACUUGCAUAGCUCUUCGCCGCAUGAGCCAGCCGCCAGGAAAGCAGGCCACCAGUGACGCUCCAGCUCAAACUGUAAAACUGCCAAACGAUCACGCAGUGUUGGUGAGGCUGGCUGCAAUCACAGAAAUGACAUCGGAAAGUAAAGAGUGGUAUGGAGUAGCAGAGCAGGCUAUCAGUGCCAUAUAUGUCCUAUCCAAGCACCCCGACGUCUUAUGCUCAGAAAUUAUCCGCAAGAUCACUAAGCGUGUCUUUGCUGGACAACAUAAAUCCGAGUCACGCCCUACAUCAAGUUCGAGCGCUGCUGAGCCGAAAGGGGAGGAUGAGGAAAUGCCAGAUGCACCUCCGAUCGAGGAGCCACAACCAAAGAAGCAAAACUCUGCCCUCGCUCUCUCGCAGCUGCUUUUUGUCGUAGGCCAUGUUGCAAUCAAGCAAAUUGUGCACCUUGAGCUUUGCGAGCUCGAAUUCAAGCGCCGGAAAGCUGAAAAGGACAAGAAGAACGCAUCUGCUCCUCGAAAGUCGAUGGCAUCAUCGGGCGAUCCAGCCCCCUUGAAGAAGGGCCGUAAACGAGGUGCUACUAAGGAGCCUACACCAGCACCUGAAGAAGCCGAUGAGCUUGAUCUCAUGGCUGGUACUACUGAGGAUGACUUUACGGAAGCUAUUGCGCAUGUCCGUGAACGCGAGCUUCUAUACGGCCCGCAGUCUCUUUUGGCAAAUUUUGGUCCGUUAGUGGCAGACAUUUGCGCCAACAACACAUCGUACAAUCAUCCGACUUUGCAAGCUCAGGCGGCACUCUGCUUAGCGAAACUCAUGUGUGUAAGCUCAGAGUACUGCGAGACCAACCUUGGCUUGCUGCUCACCAUCCUCGAAAGGAGUCAAGAUGCAGUCGUCCGCAGCAAUCUUGUUGUAGCACUUGGUGACAUGGCAGUGUGCUUCAACCACCUCAUUGACGAAAACACUGACUUCCUCUACCGCCGCUUGAACGAUGGCGACCCUAGCGUCAAGCGCACUUGUCUAAUGACGCUUACUUUCUUGAUCUUGGCAGGUCAGGUCAAGGUCAAGGGUCAACUAGGCGAAAUGGCCAAGUGUCUCGAAGACAGUGACAAGAAGAUUGCCGACAUGGCACGCAUGUUCUUCACUGAGUUGUCGACCAAGGACAAUGCUGUCUACAAUCAAUUCAUUGAUAUGUUCAGUGUGCUUAGUGCAGAUACGGGCCUUAGCGAAGAGGCAUUGAAGAGAAUCAUUAAGUUCUUGGCUGGAUUUAUUGAGAAGGACAAACAUGCCAAGCAACUGUCUGCCAAACUUGCUUCGAGGCUUCCAAGGGCCGAGAACGAGAGACAGUGGAAUGACAUCGCAUACGCGCUGGCUCAGCUACAGCACAAGGACGAAGAGAUUCAGAAACUGGUGUCGGAGGGCUUUAAGGUUGUACAGACGGCUGCGUAG
Messenger RNA from Bipolaris maydis ATCC 48331, 3678 nucleotides. NCBI's taxonomy places the organism in Eukaryota, Fungi, Ascomycota, Dothideomycetes, Pleosporales, Pleosporaceae. The record is from RefSeq and is a predicted model, not a curated record.